AUGGCGAACGUGAACACAGGUGAACUGUUGGACUUUCAGGACUAUUCUCCUGAGCAUAAUAAUCGAAGUGCCCGUAUUGACGUGGAAGCAGUACACACAAAUCAAUACAACAACACUAUGUCAAAUCCAAACUAUAGUUUUGAUGAACCCAAGCCGAUUGAAGAACCGGAGGCUGCUCCUCAAACAAACCACAACUUCUGGACUAUAGAAUACUAUCAGAAAUAUUUUGAUGUACACACAAAUGAAGUGGUUGAGCGGAUUAUAUCUUCUGUACUACCACAAAAGGUUUCUCGCAACUACUUCGAUGAAAGGAUCAAGGGAAAACCAGAUCUGUAUGGACCUAUUUGGAUUUCUGUCACCCUGAUAUUCACAAUAGCAGUAAGUGGUAACAUAGCUAGUUACUUGCACAAUGCCAAUAAGAAAGGAUUUGUAUGGCGCUAUGACUUCCACCUGGUGUCUAUUGCUGCGACAGCCAUCACCUGCUAUGUGUGGAUUGUACCACUCGCUCUCUGGGCUGCGUUGAAAUGGACCACCACUACUGAUGGACAUGAUGAAAUAGAGAAUCAGGAUGCAAAGUCACCGACAAUGAUGUCAUUGUUCUGCUUAUACGGAUACUCACUCUCCAUUUACAUACCCGUGGCAGUACUAUGGACAAUCCAAGUGUUUUGGCUGCAAUGGCUGUUCGUUCUGAUGGCAGCUUUUGUCUCCGGAGCCGUCCUCAUAUUCUGGCUAAUGCCAGCACUAAGAAAAUCUCGAUAUUUCCUAAUUCUAAUUGGGUCUAUUCUCGCUUUUCAUUUCCUUUUAGCAGCUGGUUUUAUGUUGUACUUCUUCCAUCAACCUAACACGGCUGAUGAUACUAUUGUUACGACUGUGAAGCCCUAA
Spodoptera littoralis (African cotton leafworm) is the source of this 882-nucleotide messenger RNA. The record is from the annotation of a GenBank genome assembly. NCBI's taxonomy places the organism in Eukaryota, Metazoa, Arthropoda, Insecta, Lepidoptera, Noctuidae.